AUGGGCGAUAUUCAGGACUCGGACCUAAUAAAGGCCCAACUCGCCAUGGACGCCUUGGGCGCGACUCGGGCGACCCGCUCCAAGACCCAAGCACCACCAAAGCCGCCAACAAUCGAUCCUAGCACCGAAGCCCUUGAUACUAGCGCCUACAAAGUCUGGAAGGACAAAGACAUAGGUAAGCUACUACCGACCUGCGGUUCCGAUUAUCCCGACCUCCCUUGGAUUUGUCUAGUCAGAACUUGUCGAGCCCUCUUACCGGGCCUUCCGGGCCUGGGCAGACAUUUUGGUGUGCUUCACCGUACUUAUCGAUUAAACGAUAAUCUGGACGGCACCUUGACCGACCUUGGGAGAUAUACCGACCCUACCCCUAGCGAUAGCAGAAAAUUCGGCGGUACUACCAAGUCUUAUAUUAUUAUAUCCAAAAAGUACAUAAACCUUGCGGAAUCACCGAUGGUUGAACCUAAACCCUAUACGCACCAUACCCCCAACAAAACUAAGCCCGUACAGGAAGCCCCCAAGCGCGAGCUUCGUCGACGGUCGCAAAUCGAUAGAAGUGGAACCAUCCAAGUCUCAGCUAUAAGUAACGACGAACUUAACCCCCAGGAUGAAGUCAAGGGUGCUCUUGUUCCUUCCAGCGAGGGGCCUACCGAGAAGAUUUUGGUGACCGCAAAAUCCGGACGUCCAUACAACAUGUGGCCUGACCAGUCCGGGGUGUGGAAAGAUUUAUGCGGCGCCUUAUUGCCGGACAAAUGGACCCUUUAUACGGAGCAUCCCACCCACCAGUGGAUAUGCCCAGUCAGAUCAUGCCGGUACCUAUACAGCGCGAGGUCUCACCUUGCCAAUCACUUCAAAAUGAGAUACUACGGUUGCCGGUUCAAUGACAAUCUGGACGGGACCUUUACCGUUGUCAAGCGCCCUGCCAGUCUCCCACUUGAGCAACUUCGGAUCGACUAUCACAAUAAUCCACCGGCCGUAAUAUCGCGUGGACCAAUGGAUACCUCUACUGAACCAUUAGCGGAACCCCAAAUGUCCCAGAACUAUAUCAACCGAAAGUUACGAGAGCAUCGCAGAGGGAAAAGUUCCUCAACGGGUAGCUCGAUCGCGGAGACGGUCAUCAAGGACAGUAGAGACUUGCAAGAAAGGCGUAACACAGAACGUGCCAGCUCCCCAGCUCUUCAAAACUCUGCUGGAAAUGCCCGCGUUAUCUCUUCUGAUGUUGGGUUCGACAAGACCACCGAUGGCCGGCCUUAUACCCAUUGGUUGAAUCCGGAGAAUAAUCGGUUUCAGGUGACCCGAGGAUUGAAUCCUGAAGGCUACCAACUUGAACUUCAAGCGUUUCCCCUUCGGCCCUGGAUAUGCCCCAUCAGGUCGUGCAGACUCCUCCUCAGAGGGCAAUCAGCUUAUAGCACUCACUGGACUAUGUGGCAUCCCGACGUUUGCGUAAACGACAACCAAGACGGUACCUUUACGAUCGUUGAAGGUCGCAGCGAGAGUGGUCCUCGGGUUGUGUCUAGGGGCCCAAUGGGAUAUGACGAGUCACCUUUGAAAGAGGCGCAAGAGCCUGACGAUGGCGAUAAAAAAACCAAAGUGCGAGGCGGGGUACGCCGAAAGCGGACUUUCAACGAAAUAUCAGUAUCACCACCAGAACCAGAAGCAGAAGAGGAAGACGGAGACCCCGAAGGACUGCGGCGAUAUAUCACCUCCCAGAUUGGUGGCAACUUCCCCGAUAUUGAGGAAAUGGAACUGGAAGUCCUCCUCGCUUUACCCCGUCGGCGAGAUCUCAAGUUAAAGCACCCUAUUCCAGUAACCCACACACUAACACUUAAGCAACUCACCUCGGUAGUUGUGCAACUUACUGGACGUGAAAGCCCUAAUCCAUGCACCGCAUGUCGGCGCCGCGCAGGGCCUUUCAAGGGCUGUGUCACCAUACUGCCCAAGGUUAGCGUUAAACUGACCAGAUUGGUCUCUUCCAGCUAUCGCAACACUUGUGCCAACUGUCUGUACGACAAUACGUACAAUGCGUGCAGUAUCAAGAAACUGAACAAAACCGAAGAGCGUGCGACAGGUGUGGUUGCACUUAGUGGUGGCGGCGAUGGAGAUGAAGCAGGCGACGAAGCAGGCGACGAGGCGGGGGACGAUGCUGGAGACGAAGCGGAUGAGGAGGACGAGGAGGAAGCUUAUGAGUACGACGAGCAACUUGGUGCCACGGUCAUCCGUCGAUCGCAAAGAUUGCCCAGUAUUCCUGCUGCGGAAGAGAGCGAGGCAGAUAUGGACGGAGUACCACCUCCUCGGAAAGUAAUCACUUUCAAGGAUCCAUCGCCGAUUUACGCCUCGGCUAGCUUGGAUGCCGCAGAAGAGGAAGAAGAAGACGUCGAGUAUCGCCGGGCCAGCAAACGUCUCCGGACGAGGGAACAAACCGCCGUAUCGACCUCAAUUCAGGCCACCGCUGCUUCUGCUCGGUCUCUGUUGGUGUCUAGAGAGGAUCUCGUAACCGAGGAUUGGGAAAGAGGUUCAAGAGGGGUUCUCCCCAAGCGGCGCCAGCCAUCAGAGAGUAAGUCUUUUACACAUCUCUUCCAUGAAUCUUCUUGGACACUCACUAAUAACAACUUUCUAGACCUCGCCUACUCCUCCUCUUACCUCUCAGCCAACCAGACCAUCCAGAUAUGUAAAUCAACCACCCUGACAGUCCUCACCAUCACCUCGGGUCGCACCCACCAGCUUCCCAUCGACCGGUCCCGGACCCGAAUAUGCACCCUCGUCAGCGGCAAGCUGAGGGUGACGGUGAACGAUGGCGAAGAUGAGUUCGCCAUUGGCCCACGUGGUGUGUUCAAGCUCAGCCCGGGGGCGACGUGCUUGCUGGAGAAUUGGUGUUAUCUGGAAGCGGCGGUGCAUGUAACUGCUGUGGCUGAUCGGUAG
This is a messenger RNA of Neurospora tetraspora, 2916 nucleotides long. RefSeq lists its product as uncharacterized. The transcript has 3 exons. The coding region runs from base 1 to 2916 and encodes 971 amino acids. NCBI's taxonomy places the organism in Eukaryota, Fungi, Ascomycota, Sordariomycetes, Sordariales, Sordariaceae. The record is from RefSeq and is a predicted model, not a curated record.